GCUAAGAUAACACUUGCAAUAACUAAAUUCUAACAUACCAUAACUUUUGUUAUUUCCAAUGUCUAGAACCAUAUUUGAUAGAGAUGAAUCUAUUGAAGAAGAUAACCAACUUAGCCAAGAAGUCAAGGAAAUGCUUAUUUCCCUUCCAAGACAGAAAGGUUGGAAUACACCUUAUACUUAUCUAUUCCAUGGAUUUUGGUUUAAUCCAAAAGAAAUCCAAGUCUUAAGAACUUUCCAAAAUCACUUCCAAGCUAAAGAUAGUGAUGUGUUUGUUGCAACUGUUCCAAAAUCAGGCACAACUUGGUUGAAAGCUCUUACUUUUGCCAUUAUGAAUCGCCAACACCAUUUCAUUUCCUCCAAAAACCAUCCUUUGCUUAGUUUCAAUCCACAUGAUCUUGUUCCAUUCGUUGAAUCCAAUCUUUAUGAUCAACAUGACAAAAUUCCUGAUUUUUCCAAUUUUCAUGAGCCAAGACUUUUUGGUACACAUAUUCCUUUUGAUUUAUUGUCAAAUUCAAUUAAAGAUUCCAAUUGCAAGAUAGUUUAUAUUUGUAGGAACCCUUUUGACACUUUCAUCUCUAGUUGGAAUUUUAUCAACAAAGUUGAACCACCUCCAACGCCUCCAUUGAAUUUAGAGGAAGCUUUUGAAAUGUAUUGUAAUGGGUCAUUUGGGCGUGGUCCAUUUUGGAAGCACAUGUUGAGUUAUUGGAAUGAGAGCAAAGAGAGACCAAAAAAUGUUCUUUUUUUGAAGUAUGAGGAUAUGAAAGAAGAUGCCAAGUUUUACUUGAAAAAAUUGGCUGAGUUUUUGGAAUGCCCUUUUACUUUGGAGGAAGAAAAUGAGGGUGUGAUUGAAAAUAUCAUAAAGUUAUGUAGUUUUGAGAAAAUGAAGGAGUUGGAGAUAAAUAAGAUAGGAACAUUUCAAGGAUUUGGAAUGAAAGUUGAUAAUAAGCUCUAUUUUAGAAAAGGUGAAAUUGGUGAUUGGAUUAAUUACCUUUCACCUUCAAUGGUUGAAAAAUUAUCCAAAAUUAUCGAAGAGAAAUUAGGUGGUUCUGGUCUUAACUUUAGAGUUAAAUAAUGUUGCUAUAGGAAGUCUUUAAUUAAUAAAGUUGUCAAUCAUUAGAAGCUACAAUGAUGUUUGUUAUGUGUAACACAAUGCUUUUAGCUAUUCAUAUGCAACAACCAUGCAUGAAUAUCAUAAUUUGUGAUGCAAAUGCUUUUAAUGUAUUUCCUUUUCAUAAUAAAUAAUAAAAGAGUCUUAGUUGCACUCAA
Molecule: messenger RNA, 1266 nt
Organism: Lathyrus oleraceus (garden pea)
Lineage: Eukaryota; Viridiplantae; Streptophyta; Magnoliopsida; Fabales; Fabaceae
Product: cytosolic sulfotransferase 15
Exons: 1
Coding region: 59-1072 (337 amino acids)
Molecular function (GO): sulfotransferase activity
Source: RefSeq, a predicted model, not a curated record